This is a messenger RNA of Thalassophryne amazonica, 3390 nucleotides long. RefSeq names its product kinesin family member 19 (gene kif19). Gene Ontology annotation, biological process: microtubule-based movement. NCBI's taxonomy places the organism in Eukaryota, Metazoa, Chordata, Actinopteri, Batrachoidiformes, Batrachoididae. The transcript has 20 exons. The record is from RefSeq and is a predicted model, not a curated record. Gene Ontology annotation, molecular function: microtubule motor activity; microtubule binding; ATP binding. Bases 1 to 3054 code for a protein of 1017 amino acids.
AUGAAGGACACCGGAGAGUCCAAAGACCACCAGCUAACUGUUGCUUUGAGGAUCCGACCCCUCAGCGAUGCUGAGCAGGAGGAGGCGGGUACUACCAUCGUGGCCCACAGAGUGGACGACCAGAUGGUGGUUUUGAUGGACCCCAUGGAGGACCCAGAUGACAUCCUGCGUGCCAAUCGCUCCAGGGAGAAGACGUACAUGUUUGAUGUGGCGUUUGACGAAUCAGCCAGUCAGGAGGAGGUGUACCGAGCUACAACCAAAGGGCUGAUUGAGGGCCUCAUAUCAGGCUAUAACGCCACCGUAUUUGCCUACGGACCCACAGGUUGUGGGAAAACAUACACCAUGUUGGGAACAGACAAGGAGCCUGGCAUCUACGUGCGAACGUUGAACGACCUGUUCCGUGCAAUUGAAGAAACCAGUGAUGACAUGCAGUACAGUGUCUCCAUGUCUUAUCUGGAGAUCUACAAUGAGAUGAUCCGUGACCUGCUGAACCCCUCCUCUGGUAUUUUGGACUUGAGAGAAGACAGUAAGGGAAUGAUUCAGGUAGCUGGCAUCACCGAAGUGUCGACCAUCAACGCCCAAGAGAUUAUGGAACUGCUGGUGAAAGGUAACAAGCAGCGCACACAGGAGCCCACAGCAGCUAAUAAGACGUCGUCCCGCUCCCACGCUGUGCUACAGGUGGCCAUCAGGCAGCAGAGUCGCUGCCGAGAUGUCCUGCAGGAGGUCCGUUUUGCACGCCUCUUCAUGAUCGACCUCGCCGGCUCUGAACGAGCAGCACAGACUCAGAACAGGGGUCAGCGUUUGAAAGAAGGGGCUCACAUCAACCGUUCCCUCCUUGCAUUGGGCAACUGUAUUAAUGCCCUGAGUGAUAAAAAUGGCAACAAAUACGUCAACUAUCGUGACAGCAAGUUGACCCGCCUACUGAAGGACUCUUUAGGUGGGAACAGCCGUACGGUCAUGAUAGCCCACAUUAGCCCCGCCUCUGUGGCUUUUGAGGAGUCUCGUAACACACUAACUUACGCCGACCGUGCCAAAAGCAUCCGCACACGGGUGAAGAAGAACCUCCUAAAUGUGUCAUACCACAUUGCUCAGUACACUAACAUCAUCUCAGACUUGCGCUGUGAAAUCCAGCGUUUGAAAAAGAAGAUCUCAGAUCAAGCAAGCCGCCAACUCAGUUCAGACAAGGCUGAUAUCCGCCACGUCCAGGCUGAGGUUCAGGCUCAUUCCAGCCAGCAAAGCCAAGCUGAGAUGGAUAAGCUGAGGGAGCAGCUCCUCGAUGCCUUCCGCCAACAGAUGGAAAUCAGGAAGAGCUUGAUGGAGCUGGAAAACAACAAAAUGGAGAUCCAGUCAGACACCUCCAAAAACCUGCUGACCAUUGCAGACUGGGAGCAGGAGCGGAACAGGCGCAGGAGGAAGUGGCGUGCAGAAAGGAGGAAGGAAUGUUUGCAUAAGGAUGAGAGUGAAAAGGAUUCGGACUCCCCAGAGUCUCCACCGGACAACACGGAGACGCAGGAAGUGGCCACAGCUCGAGAAAACCUUGUCACGCUCAUGGCUGAACAGAAGAAGAUCCACAAACAGAAGACUGUUCUCGAGUGCAGGUUUCUGGAGCUGAGGGACCAGGCGCGGCAUCUGGAGGAGCUGCUGCCUCGGAGGGUGAGCUCAGAGGAGCAACGUGAAGUUCUGGGUCUCCUCUGCAAAGUCCACGAGCUGGAGAUCGAGAACGCAGAGAUGCAGUCGCACGCGCUGCUCAAGGACAAUGUCAUUCGGCAUAAAAACUUUGUGGUACAGCGUUUUGAGCAGCACAGACAUCUGUGUGACGAAAUCAUACAGCAGCAGAGACGGUUCAUUGACGACCACAGUCUGCUGGUCCCACCACAUCUCCAGGAGUUGUAUGAUGUGUACAUGAGGGAGUUGGACGAGCGAAAACUGGACAGAGUCAUGGCCCUGGACAAGGUGACCAUCAGAUGCACCACCAAGGAGGGUUCUCUACCAAAGAUCACCCUGCCUGGUCAGGGCCGGGACAGCAUGCAGGAUUUGGACUCUGACCAGGAGAGUAUACGCAACGUGUGCAUUGAUACCAGAAGAGGCCCACCCAGAACCCGUAGACACACGCUGCCUCCCAUUCUGCCUGAGCCAGAGUUGGACAGUAACAGAGUUUUUAAAAGCAGCCCUCAUGCCAGGAAGAUGAAAUACUCCAAUACCAUGACCCCGCCUCCCAUCCAUAUCAACGGGAAGGGAAACAGAGAGUUGCAGCAUGUUGGUCCUGAGAGCUCACUGAGCUUCAGCCACCUCAGUCUCAGCAUCAGCAGCCAUCUGGAUUCAUCGCCCGAGAGCAGUGAGGCGGGGCCUGAUGCCCGAAUUGCAUACAAUGAGAGGCAACAGAUAUUAAACGGCGUCCAGAACAUUGUGAUGAAGGCAGCUUGUCGAUGCUCCAAAGUUCUGGAGCUGGACGGCUCACGGUUGCCCCCUACCCCAUCUCCUCUGGACCCAAAGAAGCAGAAGGGUAACUUCGCUUUGAACGAGGCACCCCCCAAAGGUCUGGCCAUGCUGCGUGGCCGACAGCCGACCCCUGAGCUGAGACAUGCCACCUCAGAUGAUAAUCUAUCCAGCAGUACUGGGGAGGUUACCCUACAGGCAACCUGGACACGCCCACGCAACCGUCACCUCAUAAACAAGAACCGAACCCCCCGUGAAGUGGACUUUGAGGCUCGGCGGAAGAAGAGGCGCUCACGCUCUUUUGAGGUGACUGGCCAACCAGUGCCUCAAACAAAGAUGGCCACAGUGCAAAGGUUCCGUCCUCUGGACAGCACAUCAGACCCCCACCUCCACAUCAACGGCCAUACCCACCCACCCAUGCUGCGCUCUCAGUACAGAGGGGCCGCCCCUCUUUCCAAAAUCAGGGCACCUCACAACAACCUGCAGACAGGCACAACUGCUGAGUCAUCCACAGGUCACACGAAUAACAUGAAGCGAGGGACCCAGCUGCGUCAGCCCCAGCCGCUCCUCUACAUCACCACCACAGGCACCGGGGGGCCACACACACGCAAACACUAGACACUUACCCACUUUUACCAUCAACUCACCCAAUAGACAAUGUGCACUGAUGUCACACACAACACACGGUUUUGUGGCCGACGCCAUAUUGGACGGCAAGCUCCGGGUACACCACGACAUGGCCGAUGCUGGAUCGUCGGUGGACGGCCAAGCUAAUUUGUCCACUGUAGCAAAAGCGCGCGACCCUGAAUAUCAGAAGAGGUAUUUAGAGAAAAUACAGAGAAUCAACGUGGAUUGCGACAAUAUUUCCCUCGAGAGGUUCACCAGUUUUAUCAAUUUUGAGCGGAAGCCAGACAUGCGGUAUCCAGACAUUUUCAGCUACUUUAUCAACACUCC